Molecule: messenger RNA, 252 nt
Organism: Arabidopsis thaliana (thale cress)
Lineage: Eukaryota; Viridiplantae; Streptophyta; Magnoliopsida; Brassicales; Brassicaceae
Product: oxysterol-binding-like protein
Exons: 1
Coding region: 1-252 (83 amino acids)
Source: RefSeq, marked reviewed
AUGGAAGCUAGAGUAAUUUCUUGCACUACUUUUGGAGACGACAAGGUCGUCAAGAUUGCAGUUCUGAAUCAUCAAGCAGUUGCCAAAUAUGAAACGGGAGAAAACGAAACGACCGUUGUUGUUUCCGAUGAUACUUGCUCGGAGAAAGAUGUCAAAGAGAUUAAGAAGUGUUGUGAGAAGCUCGGUUAUGUUUACGAAGGCAAACUCAACGAAGAAUACACUCAAACCAACACUGGACCCGGUUUGGUCUAA